AUGCUUACUAGGUUUGGACUUGAGCGGCUCCAACACAUCGGCCGUGGUCAGUAUGCCAGCGCACAGCUUGUCAAAGAGACCGCAAGCGGGCAAACUUUUGUCGCAAAGUGCAUCUCUUUGGCAGCGUUGAACGAGCAUGACCAGGACCUGGCGCAUCAAGAGGUCUUCCUCUUGCAGACGUUGAGCCACCCCUACAUUGUUGCAUACCGGGAUAGCUUCCUAAUUGAAGGAGCAAAUACCUUGGUGAUUGUGAUGGAGUACUGUGGCGGUGGCGAUGUUCGGAAAGCCAUCAAGGACAAAGCGAAGGAAGGUGGACAUUUUCCAGAGGAGCAAAUAAUGACGUGGUUCGUCCAGCUGUGCUUAGCGCUGCAGUACAUCCACUCAGAGAAAGUUCUGCACAGGGACUUGAAAACCUCCAACAUCUUCCUUACCGAAGAUGGCUCGGCCAUAAAGCUUGGUGACUUUGGCAUCUCACGCGUCCUGGAGGGCACCACCGAGGCUGCUGUGACCAUCGUCGGAACGCCAUACUACAUGUCUCCUGAAGUUUGCCGGAGCGAGCCAUACAACUGGAAGUCUGACAUAUGGGCACUAGGAUGCGUACUAUACGAGUGUUGCAUGCUGAAGCAUGCCUUUGAGUCCUCGUCAUUGUUGGGCCUGGUUUACAAGAUUGUCAGCGACCACUAUGAUCCCAUUCCGUCAUUCUAUUCGCCCGAGUUGAAUGAUCUCAUCAACAAGCUGCUCAUGAAGAAUGCUGAGUCCCGGCCUUCGAUCAACGAGCUGUUUGCCAAUCCGUAUGUGAAGGCUUACCUGGCCAAGCAGUCUGCUCCAGUGGCUGUGCCCAGCCCACCCGAGCCAGAUCGCAAGAAAACAACACUGAGGCCAGGCGGGGCGGCCAAGCCGCCGCCGCCACCUCCUCCACCCAAGGAGACGCCACCGGCACCUGGCCCUGCGCCCCUGGUGCCCGAGUCCAAGAUUCUUGUGAUCAUGGCGCGCAUACGGCGGCGCUUGGUGGGUCAGAAGUUGAAUUGGAUCUCAUCCUGCGCAUCCUUUGAUGAAGAUGGCGAUGGUGCGCUGACGCCAGAUGCCAUGGGACAUGCGCUGAUGACGAUGCCCCUAGGUCUCAGUGAUGAUGAGAUCAAGCAGCUGACAUCAACACUCUCUCCAUCUCCUGGGGCUAAGAUUUCCCUGGACGCCUUCAGCACGUACCUUCAAGAGGUGGCAGACGAAGUCAAGCAGUACGAGACGUGGGCUCGACAGGUCUUGGCGCCGCCUGGUAAGCGGCUGCAUGAUCUGCUGAGGGCAAAGGACAUCGAGCGCAGCGGCACGUUGGCCCCGACCAUCUUCCAAGACACGCUGCAAGAGCUUGUUCCAGUGCUGACUCCUCCACAUCUGGAGUUGUUGGCUUUGCUCGCUGACAAGAACUGCUUGGGUGACGUGGACUACGGUGAGUUCUUGGACACCUUCGGCGCUCCCAUAGCUCCCCCUUCGUCAGCGCCUCCCGGGCCUCCCGGCCCUCCCGGUCCUCCCGGCCCUCCGCGCCCACCAGCGCCUCCGGGAAUGCCGCCGCUGCCAGGAGUGAUGGCCCCUGCCCCACCAGGGAUGCCUCCUUUGCCUGGUAGCGGCUCGAGCACUGAUCCGCUUGGGUUGACCCUUGGCGGAACCCUGGGAGGAUUGGGAGGAACCCUUGGCAGUGUGGAAAUCAACUUUGAGAAGACAUUUUUCACCUGCACCUCGAGCUCCGCUCUGCAAGGCACCAACGCAGGCCGAAUGUCGCUGUCCGCUCAAGGCUGCGCCUUGAUCUUCGGGAGAAUACGCCGUAGGCUGGAGGCUGCUGGUUUGGCAUUGUCCGAUGCUUUGGCACUGUUCUUGCUCCCUGGAGAGCGGGAGCUGACCGCGGAGCAAUGGCUGGACGUUGCGUCCACAUUGCCUCUGGGGACUUCUCGAGCCGAGAUGCAGCAGUUGUUCCUCAAGGUCGAUGCAGAUGGUUCCGGCAAGGUGGCGCUUACCACACUGGAACAAGGCAUUGCCCGAGCAAACUCGGAAGAUUGCUGCAAGCCUCCAACGUGGAUAUCUGCUGCGAUCACCCAGAGAGGUUUGUGCAGCCGCAUCAGCUCUGAGCUGCAGCGACGCUGCACAGGCGGUUCCCGUCUGGCGCCAGAGGGAGCCUUCAGGCGUGUGAUCAUGGAAACGGAGAGGUAUCUCACGUCCGACCAGUUGACAUCCCUCAUUCUCCUGGCCGACAAGAGCUCUGGAGGGCUCGUGGAUUACGAGGAGUUCGCGGAGCGCUUCGGCGGCUCCGGCAGCGCGCAUCUCGGUGUUCCUGGGGGAGCGCUGCCUUGCCCUGCCGUGGAGGCAAGCCAGGCAAGCGAUGCUUCGGCCGAGGAGAUCCAGGUCGUGUGCGCUCGGACGGCCGCCGUCCUAGAGAGCCACGGCCUUCUCCCAGAUCGCUUACCAGCUCUUCUGGCUCUUUGGGGCAGCCUAGAGCUGGCCAGCUUGGCAGCAGUGCUGGCCUCCCUGCCACUGGGGCUCUCCAGACGGGAAGCCGUGGCAUUGCUGAACGGAGGCAGCGUGGAGGCGCUCAGCAGCCAGAUGGCUUCUGUGCAGAGCCAAGGGAUCUGGAGGAGUCACGUGGAGUGGGCGCAGGGCGAGAUCCCGGGCCAUGCGCUUCGGCAAGUGCUUCAGCAUCAGGUCAUCGAGGCCGAGUCCAGGACCCUGGAGCCGGGGGACUUUAUGGAGGCCUUGGCUUCAGCAGGGGUGCCUCCCAACAACAUCCAGAUGGCGAUCUGGCUUGCGCAGAAGACCAGCCAAGGCGAUGUGCAGGUGGCCUCCUUUCUGGAGUCCUUUAGCGGCAGCCCCCAGGCCUCCGCAAACAAGAAGAAGCGUGGCCUCCUCUGGCGAAUGAUGGGGCGAUGA
Messenger RNA from Symbiodinium natans, 2913 nucleotides. NCBI's taxonomy places the organism in Eukaryota, Dinophyceae, Suessiales, Symbiodiniaceae. The record is from the annotation of a GenBank genome assembly.